AUGGCUGGCGACGAGAUAGUGUUUACGCAAAUAAACUUGCAUCAUAGCAAAGGCGCCUCGACCGCACUGGUCAGGCGCAUGGCUAAGAUGCACACAGGCAUAUGCCUAAUACAAGAACCUUGGCUAGUCGCGGGGAGGAUCAGGGGUCUGGGGGGUGCUGGUCGGAUCUAUAGAGACCCCACGUGCAGCGUUCCCAGGGCGUACAUACUUGUUAAAGGUUUUGAUGAUCUGUUGCUGCCGGCUCGGUGCAACAGGGACCUCACGGCAAUAAAGAUCAAAUUCCCUGUUGGAGGGUGCUCUGAGAGGGAGGUUAUGGUGGCCUCUGGCUACUUCCUAUACGACUCUCAGGAAGAGCCCCCACCAAGGGAGGUACAAGAUCUAGUUGAACACUGCAGACAGCGAAGCAUUCCUCUUAUACUGGGAUGCGACGCUAAUGCUCAUCACAUAGUUUGGGACAGUUCGAAUACUAACGGCAGGGGCGACGCACUGCUGCAGUAUCUGGUAAAGACGAGUCUGUGUAUUAUGAACAGGGGCAGAGAAACUACCUUCUACAAUUCGGUUAGAAGUGAGGUGAUUGACCUAACUCUGUGUACAGUUAGAAUAGAGGGAUGGGUGGGCAGCUGGCGGGUAUCUAACGAACCUUCACUGUCCGACCACAGAUACAUUCAAUUCGAAUGGAAGGAAAGAUGCUCGGAAACAAGGGCCUUUAGGAAUCCCAGGAAAACAGACUGGGCGUUCUUUAGGGAAAACCUUAGGAACGAGCUUCAAUCCUUCAAACCAAGCUUUGGAACAACGGAUGAGCUUGAUCACUGGGCAUUUGAGCUAGGUGAGAUAGUAAACAUCUCUUUCCAGAGAAGCUGUCCCUUGACCAUCCCAAAGGGAACAUGGGGUACCCCAUGGUGGAACUGGGAGCUAGAGGAUCUGCGACGUGAAACGGGGAGAACGUUUAACAGGGCCAAGAAUACUCGUAAUAGUGUCGAUUGGAGGAUUCACAGAGAAGCCCAGAGGCUAUAUAAAAACUGCAUCAACGCGGUGAGAAUCAAGGGAUGGAGGGACUACUGCGAGGAUAUCGAGAGAUAUCCUGACGUGGUCAGACUCCUCCGGAUACUCGCGAAAAAUCCUGAGGUAUGGCUUGAAGCAAUCAGACUGCCUACAGGAGAAUACACAACCUCGGAAGAGGAGUAUUUAAAACUACUUCCGGAAGCCAACUUCCCGGGCUUUCGGCUCUCCCAUGAGAUGGGGGAUGAGAGCUCGGGUAGGAAUAGGCAGCAGAGGGCGGCAUGGGAUCUAGCGUCGAAGGUCGUCAUACCGGAAAAGGUCAAGUGGGCCAUAAGGAACUUUCAACCCUUCAAGGCGCCGGGCAUCGACGGAAUCUGCCCGGCAUUCCUUCAAGAGGGGCUGGAGGAACUGGUUGUCCCCUUAGUAAAGCUCUUCAGAGCAAGUGUAGCUUUGGCUCAUGUACCUGAAAUAUAG
Molecule: messenger RNA, 1473 nt
Organism: Nasonia vitripennis (jewel wasp)
Lineage: Eukaryota; Metazoa; Arthropoda; Insecta; Hymenoptera; Pteromalidae
Exons: 1
Coding region: 1-1473 (490 amino acids)
Molecular function (GO): catalytic activity
Source: RefSeq, a predicted model, not a curated record